Molecule: messenger RNA, 1476 nt
Organism: Penicillium malachiteum
Lineage: Eukaryota; Fungi; Ascomycota; Eurotiomycetes; Eurotiales; Aspergillaceae
Product: Major facilitator superfamily domain general substrate transporter
Exons: 4
Coding region: 1-1476 (491 amino acids)
Biological process (GO): transmembrane transport; carbohydrate transport
Cellular component (GO): membrane
Molecular function (GO): carbohydrate:proton symporter activity
Source: RefSeq, a predicted model, not a curated record
AUGUCGAAAAGGGCUUGGAAUUUACGGGGAGAGACCCUAGCUCUGGCUCAAAUCCUUGCUGUCGUUUGUCCCGCGUACACGCUAUUUGGAUACAAUCAAUCUGGACUUGGAAGCCUUGUCUCCUUGCCAGAUUGGGUGAAACACUUCCCUGAGAUCGACACUGUCAACACCACCGGCCGCCAGGAAAGCUACAAUGCAACAAUUCAGGGGGUCGUCAUUGCUACAUUCACACUUGGUGCCUUGCCAGGCUGUCUAUCCUGCUCGUAUACAGCCGAUAAAUUCGGCCGGCGACCAGUCAUAUUUUUCGGUGGACUUUUCGCCUUGAUCGGCCAGAUCUUGGAAGCAUCUUCAUCGGAGCUUGCACAAAUGGUUGUCGGUCGUACUAUUCUCGGGGCUGGUAUUGGAAUCCUCAGUGGCACAGUCCCAACGUGGCAAAGCGAAUGCUCAAGUUCUAAAAACCGUGGUAAACACGUCGCGUUGGAUGGACUUUUCAUUGCACUAGGAUACAUGCUGCAAGCUUGGAUCAACCUUGGCUUUUAUCAAAAUCAGACCGGUCCCGUAACCUGGAGAGCCCCGGUAGCGAUUCCUAUUGUCUUCGCCCUUCUCCUUAUGGAUUAUUUCCCUUCCCGAGUCGCCUCAAUGGUUAGAGAGAUUGCCAGUAUUGAGAGUUCUCUCGAGGAGACAGCCAAUAGUGCAACCUCAUUGAUGGAUCUUCUCAAGAUGGGUGAAGACCGCCUGCUGUACAGAUUUGGCAUAUGCAUUCUUUUGCAAUUCUUCCAGCAGAUGUCAGGUGGAAAUUUAAUUUCUGUUUACUCAACGGUCAUCUUCGAAACGGGAUUGGGAUUAGAUGCGAACACAUCGCGUAUAUUGUCUGGUGGUACUCUCACUUGGAAAUUUCUUUCCUGCUUUGUUUCAUUCUUCACGAUUGAUCGAUUCGGUCGCCGGUUUGCCUUGAUGGUGAGUGGAGGUGGAAUGGCAGUUUGCAUGAUCGGUCUUGCCAUCUCGACAUCGUUUCCACACACAAAUUAUGCGGCCCAGAUUGUCAGCGUUUUGUUUGUCUUCCUGUUUAACUUCUUCAUUCCGAUCGGCUUUCUGGGAGCCAACUUCCUUUACUGCACCGAGGUUGCGCCCAUCCGACUUCGUGUUGCAAUGUCGAGUAUUUCGACAGCUAACCACUGGCUCUGGAACUUUGUGGUGACUAUGAUCACAUCGGUCGCUAUUGACACCAUCGGGUACCAAUACUACAUCGUCUUCACGUGUAUUGGCUUUUGCAUUCCCCUUUCAGUUUACUUCCUUUAUCCCGAGACAAUGGGACGUACACUGGAAGAGAUCGACUUGGUAUUCCGAGAAAGUCCAUCUGUGUGGGCUACUGUGCGAUUUGCGAAAAAGAGCGUUCAAGAGGUCCAGUCUAGCACAGAACAGGCGAAACAUGAAGUCGAGCAUGAGGAAUAUUAUAAUCCAUCUAUCGGCAAAUAG